AUGUUGCUGGGAGUGCCUGGUAAUGCCCUGGUCGUGUGGGUGACGGGCUUCUGCAUGCCCCGUUCGGUCACAUCACUUUGGUUCUUAAAUCUGGCCCUGGCUGACCUCCUAUGCUGCCUGUCUCUGCCUCUUCUCAUGGUGCCCCUCGCCCACGAUGACCAUUGGCCCUUUGGCCCUUUGGCUUGCACCCUGAUUAAAGGCCUUUUCUACCUGGUCAUGUACAGCAGCGUGCUCCAGCUCGUCGUCAUCAGUUUGGACCGCUACUUUCUGGUGACCAAGCCCGUGUGGUGCCAAAAUAGGAGACGGCCCAAGCAAGCUGCGUGGAUGUGCGUGCUUGUCUGGUGCGUCUCUCUGAUUGUCAGCACGCCGCAGUUUAUAUUCUACAAAGAAGUAGAAGCAGGACUGAAAAAGCGAGAGUGUGCCACAGUGUUUAAGACAAAAGCCUCGUCGUUGAUUGUUUUUUCUUUCCGUUUUCUCCUUGGGUUUGCUCUGCCUUUCUUGGUCAUCACGCUGUGCCAUUGGUGCGUGUACAGGCGCGCAGACAGCAGCCGUGCAGGGAUGCGCUCCAAACGCACGCUCAAGAUAAUACUAGCAGUGAUAAUCAGCUUUUUUUUCUGCUGGAUCCCCCUUCACGUUGUGGACUUUAUUCUCCUGCGCACGCCGCGCUUCUCUCCAGACAGGCCCAAGGUGUUCUUUGCGCACACGCUUGCACUUUGUUUGGCCUAUGUGAACAGCUGCCUGAACCCGCUGCUGUAUGUUUGCCUGGGACGUGGAUUUAAAAGCAAAAUGAACAGCUCCAUUCGUGCUGUUCUGCACUUUGCAACUGAGGAACCGCUGAACAGGACGAGCGUCACUAAUAAUACUGAGUCCAGGAGCACGAGUGUCAAAGAGAUGACUAAGAUAUGA
Knipowitschia caucasica is the source of this 906-nucleotide messenger RNA. The record is from the annotation of a GenBank genome assembly. Lineage: Eukaryota; Metazoa; Chordata; Actinopteri; Gobiiformes; Gobiidae.